This is a messenger RNA of Acanthaster planci (crown-of-thorns starfish), 7183 nucleotides long. RefSeq lists its product as uncharacterized. NCBI's taxonomy places the organism in Eukaryota, Metazoa, Echinodermata, Asteroidea, Valvatida, Acanthasteridae. Gene Ontology annotation, biological process: ATP metabolic process. Gene Ontology annotation, molecular function: ATP binding; AMP kinase activity. Gene Ontology annotation, cellular component: cytoplasm. The record is from RefSeq and is a predicted model, not a curated record.
UUCAGGAUGAUUGGAUGAUAUUUCUUCAUUGCACAUAAAUACCUGAUAGAUAAAUAGAUGAACUGAAAGAGGGCCCAUGGUUCACUGAGCACCACAGGAAAACAAAGUGUGGCGUCAUCAGUACAGAGGUCUAUGGCAUUUAAGGAAUUGAUGAGUUCAGGUCAAAAUUUGAUUUUAAUUAAAGGGUCUCAACAACAGCACAUUUUAGACCAGAUGAACAACUAAAUUCUCCCAGCCACCCGCCCCUAAGAGGUUGUCCCAACACCUGUCUAAACUGCCAUAAAGCCAUACAAAAUACUCCUUUUUACUAGAAUUCACACCAAUAAAAGUUAUGCAUUAAUUGCUGUUGUCUCAGAGGCUGUUCUUAGUUAUUUUGAUAUCGUUACAUUGAACGCACACAAAUUUCACUCGAGCGUACACCAGUGGAAGAAAGAAAUCGCCUCUCACUUGACGUCAUACGCAUGAGGUGAAUUCGUGCGCUCACAAUCCGACCGCCACUUCAGUGACACAAUGAAUUUGUACAAUUGCUUGGUCCGCUCUCGGCCACCGUGAGUGCCUUUUUCUUAAUAUAUAGACUACAUCAGUGCACGAAGUCAAGGGCCCGGGGAUUUUCUAAACCUAGGUAUCGUUCCUGCGAUUACCAUCGCGCAGCGGCUGCCAAAAAAAUUACCUUGCUGGUUUUGUCAGUCUGGCCCAGAAUAUGUAAUUAUUCAACUUUAUUUAUUUUUUGCGUUGUCGAAUGGCUCAUAGAUUUUCCAUUUUAUUCAAUAAUUACAAGAUAAUACAUGGUUUUUCGCCUCACUUGGAGCCGCCGUGACAGCGAAGCCGUAGUUUCAUAAAUGGUAACAGACUGCAAAUGUUUGCCUAGAAACGUGCAUGACGACUACACACAGAUAAGUGGCCACCUGUUGUGGUAAUUGAAAGCGACAAAUCUGGGCCAAAAUUUGGCCUGACGGUUUAAUCUGAGGGGUAGGAGACAGAUUCGAUUUCAUUAUGACAUCUAAGGACGACACUAAAACUUACCUGUCAAAGCGGGAGAUUCCCCAGUUGUUUGAGAGUCUCAUGACUGGGUUGAUGUACCACAAGCCGGGCAACCACGUAGAGUACAUGCUGGAAUGUCUAAACAAGAUCAAAGAUGACAAGAUGGAAGCAGUCCGCUGGAACACCUUUGUGGAUGGGGUCAAAGGUCAAGCCCCUUUGCCCCCAAUACCAUCGAGUGAUGCUCCCAUGGAGCGAGAGCCAACUUUCACUACAGAGGUUCCGUUGGAGAUGAAGCGUAGCAGCCCUCUACCGCCCAUCCCUACAUCCCCAGGAGUGGUUGCCACAGCCAAGCAAGGAGUCCCGCCCCCUCACACCAGGUUCAUCUUUGUUGUUGGUGGGCCGGGCAGCAGCAAGAGCGAACACUGCAAGCGGCUGACCAAUCGCUACAGCGGCUACCUGCACAUCUCGGUGGGUCACAUGCUGAGGAGGAAAAUCAAGAAAUACCCCAAGGGGAAAUGGGAGAUGCUGGCAGACCUGGUGCUGAGUGGACAGAUGGUGCCCCACGAGACGGCCUUUGAGUUGGUGCAGGCCAAGAUAGGGAGCAAGGUGCAGAAACAGCCAGACCUCCUGGGAUUUAUCAUAGAGGGGUACCCCCGGGGCAUGGAGCAGGUGCAGGCUUUUGAGAAGGAGUUCGGAGCCGUCGAUCUGGUCUUGUACCUGAUGUGUGAUGAGACCCGACUCAGGUUUCGCCUGGAGAAACGUAAGGACACCAGUGGCCGGUUGGAUGACACAGAUUCAGCCAUCACCAACAGGCUAGCCAGCUUCCACAGCAGUGUGCCAGGCGUGGUGGACUACUUCCGACAGAAAAGUGUCCUGCACCAGGUCAACUGUGAUCGCGACGUGGAGGAAGUGUUCUAUGACAUCGCCAACUUGUUUGACUCUCGUUUCUUCACGCAGAGUGCAUCAGAUGCCAGUAAUACUGGCAUGGGACAAGCUGCUAGUCCACUUCCCCCGAUCAAAACCGACAUGAAGACCGAGGCAAAUGGGGCUGAGGGGCAGGCGAAGAACAUUCCGGAGACAGCGGAAGAGCAGGAAGUAGUUCUCACUGGAUCACCGGGCAACAUGUCAGGUUCCAAGCAAGGCACAAGAGACGAAGAAGGAACGGGAGACUCCAAUGCGGAAAAGAGCAUUGUGGACAAGACAGCAGAAGAAAAAGAGGCUCUGGGCGUCGAAGGCCUGAAAAUGAUGGAAAUGUUUGGAAAGCUUGAAAAAGGUAAUCAGGAAGGUGAAGAGAAUGCAGAGGCCCAACCAGCGGCCCAGCCAGAGGUGGAGGAAGAGCCAAUCACCGAAGAAAAGGCAUUCAUAACCGGGGACAAGGGGAGAGUAGCAGAUGAAGAGGCUGCAGAGAAGCUGAAGAAGUGUAAGAUCAUCUUUGUCAUCGGAGGGCCAGGGUCUGGCAAGGGCACCCAGUGUGAGAAGCUUGUCAGCAACUACGGGUUCACGCACUUGUCAUCCGGCGACCUCCUGAGGGCAGAGGUCAAGUCAGGAUCAGAGAGGGGUCAGAGGCUAACAGCCAUUAUGGAGAAUGGAGACCUUGUGCCACAGGAGACAGUCCUUGAGCUACUGAAGGAGAACAUGUUAGCCAAGGCAGACACGUCCACCGGCUAUCUGAUUGAUGGUUACCCAAGAGAGGUCCAGCAGGGGAUCGAGUUUGAGAAGCAGAUCACUGAGUGCACCUGCGCUCUCUACUUUGAGGUGUCCGAUGAGACCAUGACGGCCAGGCUCCUGAAGCGUGCCGAGACAAGCGGGCGGGUGGACGACAACGAAGAAACCAUCAAAAAGAGACUGACGACCUUCCACUCUGCCACAGAGCCGGUGGUAGUGCACUACGAAGAGAAGAACAAGAUCGUGAAAGUAUCGGCUGAAAUAGAUCCUGACAGUGUGUUCUCACUGGUGAAAGAUGCCUUGAAAGAACGUGGCAUUGAGCCUGCCAGCCAAGAUUCUGCAGCCGAAAAGCUGAAGAAGUGUAAGAUCAUUUUUGUCAUCGGAGGGCCAGGGUCUGGCAAAGGCACCCAGUGUGAGAAGCUUGUCAACAACUACGGGUUCACGCACUUGUCAUCCGGUGACCUCCUGAGGGCAGAGGUCAAGUCAGGGUCAGAGAGGGGUCAGAAGUUAACAGCCAUUAUGGAGAAUGGAGACCUUGUGCCACAGGAGACAGUCCUUGAGCUACUGAAGGAGAACAUGUUAGCCAAGGCAGACACAUCCACCGGCUAUCUGAUUGAUGGCUACCCACGAGAGGUCCAGCAGGGGAUUGAGUUUGAGAAGCAGAUCACUGAGUGCACCUGCGCUCUCUACUUCGAGGUGUCUGAUGAAACCAUGACGGCCAGGCUCCUGAAGCGUGCCGAGACAAGCGGGCGGGUGGACGACAAUGAAGAAACCAUCAAGAAGAGACUGACGACGUUCCACAAUGCCACAGAGCCGGUGGUAGUGCACUACGAAGAGAAGAACAAGAUUGUCAAAGUGUCGGCCGAGACGGAUCCAGACAGCGUGUUCAUGCUUGUGAAAGAUGCUUUGAAAGAACGCGGUAUCGAGCCUGCCAGUCAAGCAAAACGGCAGAAGUUCAUUUUUGUCAUUGGUGGCCCUGGCUCUGGCAAGAAAGAAGUUGCCAAGAAAAUGGCCGCCCAGCACCAAUUGGUCCACCUUUCUGCCGGUGAACUCCUGAGGGUGCUGUCCAAUUUGGACACACCUGAGGGUAAAGAGGUGGCCCAGGCCAUCCAGGCGGGUAGUCUGGCACCGCAGGAGAUCCUGCUCAGUGUCAUGCGGGAGGAGGUGAGGAAGAACGCGUCGGCCGACGGGUUUGUGAUAGACGGGUUCCCGAGGACGGUGGCGCAAGCAGAAGAGUUUGUCGGCGAGUUUGGAUACAUCGAGGGGGCGCUCUUCCUGGAAGGGGUACGGGAAGACCUGCUCAAGAACAUCUCAUCACGGGCAGAGACCAGCGGGCGACCCGACGACAGCGCCGACAUUGCCGGCGCCAAGCUGGACAAGUUUGAGGCUGAGCUGCCCGCUGUCCGGGAACUCCUGGAGAAGCAGAAAACAGCAGUGAAAAAGGAGCUUUCGUUCAAGGAUGCGGCAGAUGAUGUUGAUGCCCUCCUUGACAUCUUGAAUGCCUUUGGUACUGUAGACAAGUAGACAAGAACACAUCAGGUCUUGCCCGCAGCGAGGCAACCAACUUCAACUCUCAGGAUGCUUGGGUGACAUAAUCGUGUUUAAAGAGGUCAUGGCAAUAGAAGCACAGGCUGUUUUACCGUAGCGUCGUGAUUCUGUCCAGUGUACACAAGGUCCGUUGUGCACCUCGUGUGGGCUCCAUCCUGCCCUUGCUGAGGUUCAGUCCUACAAAGCAAAUGUGCACUUAAUUGAAACUUGCAUGUAACUGUACUGUCUGGGUGCGAUUCUGUGCCAAGUUUUGACUUGGGAACACACAGGAUUUUCUGAAUCUCUGCUUUGUCUGCACCUCCACCAUCAGGCUUCAGCGUGGAGAAUUUUAGUCUCGUAGAGCCGACAGUGCCCGCUCCAUUGCUGCUGCAGGAACAUUGGACAGGCUAAAGCAAGGCCCAAGUUUGUAGCAUUCUUUCAUUUGGUUUGUAACAGUAACAAUCAGAAUCUGAUCAUGGACCGCAAGAGAUGAACCUGGAAAUGAAGGACAAAGCUGAGAUUUGGAAAAGGGGCACAGCUAGCAGUGUGUGCAUACAUGACUGUAAUGAAUGACAUGUCAGUGGACAUUUGCAGUGGCCCCCAUUAAUGGCGGAAAGCUGUGUGUUGGGUUUUGUGUGGAACAACUUUUGUGGAAUAGUGCCUCCGUACAAAUCAUUACAGUGCUUUCCACCAUUGGCGGGGGCCAUUGCAGAUGAUCAGUGAUAGCAUCAUCAUGGUCAGCAGAUUUAUCUCCGUGGCUCUUUGGGCGAGGCUACACAGCGCCCUCACAGGGCCAAUGAGAUGUGAAUCACACCUCGUACAUGUAGUUGAAUUGGGAGUGCCAGGUCUUUUAAGGCUCUAAUGUUAUGGCAACUGAAGAUGAAGGCAUUUUUUUUCACAAAGAACAAAUUGUAAUUCAACAACCAGAGCAGAAGCCAUUGCUGCGGUGGCACAGUGCUCAUCAGGUGCUAGUGGACAGGUGGUACGCGCGCGCUGCUUGCCUACUCGACUGAUAGGAUGUCAUGAUGUGCCAAAUGCGUGCAUGUGUCAAGUCUAUCAAUGCCUUCACCAGUGCAGCACCACCACAGUGAUGGCAGUUCGUUAAAUUAGUCUAUAGGAAUCAGGAAUGGUAUAAAAGUGCAUCCGGUAAUUACAGUAGGAGGAAAUGGAAAGAGUGGUAACAGAAAAAAUAGUCUUUCUUUUAAGUCAUUGUAGGGCAGUCUUGCGGCAUGACCAUUUGCCAACUACUGGUUGAUUUUUCCCUGGUAACCUUUGCACAGAAUGCAGCUAUGGGUACCGGGUAAAAUCAACCAGUGCUUGACAAAUAGUCACUGCUUGAACUUUGCCCCUAGAUGGUGUAACUACACAAGCUUUUGCAAAUUGGUGCAUGGCAAAAUUUUUCAAAUAAGAUAUUAUGCAGAUAUGAAGGCAUCCUUGUUAUAUAGGCGUGAAUUGUUUAGCCCACGAUUUUAUUUUUAUAUUUUUAAACUAUUGAUGACCUGCAUUUUACCACACUUUCAUUGCUGUUCAGAGACAUAGUACAUGUAAAUAUUUGUGAAUUCUUUCCAUCUUUUUGUGAUUUCAAUGGAAUAUUCAGCUGUGUAAAAUAAUUGUUUUUGACUCAUAAUUUUUCACUGCCAAAAUUUUUAUUUGUCGUAAAAAAAUCUGACAAUCCGUUUUGAGGUGAAGGCUUGAAAUUUAUUGUUUUUACAGACUUUUCUGUAGCAAAGCCAGUCUUUCAAUGCCCACUGAUUAGUAAUCCAACGUUUAUUUAAAGGAGAGUAACUUGGUCUUCUGAAAUGGGACCUGGGGCUGAAAUUCAUAAAUUUUUUUUUACCAAACUUUUACCCAAUAUUUCAUGAAAUUCUCAUGUUAGCUAUGCAGCCUACCAUAAGGCAAUUCAUAAAGAUGUUCACAUUAAUACUGAUCCGUAAACAAACAAGGUAAAACACCAUUACAGCAAGGUUUGGUUGCCACAUGAAAACUAUUUCUCACUUUCCCCUAUACUGAAUGUCUCUUGGUUUCUUUGUAGAACACAGUAAAAAGAAAGAAUUUUCAAAAUGGAAAUCUGUGAUCAGAGGUUAGAUAACUCAGAUAUUCCACACUUUGUAAGCCACUUAUAGUAUGCGCUUACAUUUAUGUACAUAGAAAUGGUGUGUGAAUUAUGAACCACUCUGUGUCCUUUGUGCACAUUCAGAUGUAAAUAUUUUGCACCACUGUGCCUUUCCUUAGUAUUGAGGCUUUGCAUGGCUGCCAUCUUGCUGGUCAAUAGUUUUGUUCCACUGAGUCUGUAUAUAAGGGGCUUCCUUGUGGAACACAAGAGCUGCCCUGCAAGAUGGCUACCACACAAAGCCUAUGUUGAAGAAGUCACACUAUUUUCACGUGGCAGAUAUUCAAAUUAUGCAAAAAAUACGCACAGAUGUUAUGCCAAAAGCUGAAAGCCAUAUUCUUCCACCACAGGUAAAAGAAAAAAAACGUUUAUUUACAAAAUCUGAAGUCUGUCCAGACCAGAUCAAAUAUUACUCAUUUUAUUUCAUACUCAGACUGCCAUUGGAACCUCAAAAUUUUAUCCAAUUUAACUUUUGCACAUUUUAUCGGCUGUAUUUUACUUUGCCUAUUUACCUAUAUUAGUUGUACAUGUAGCUCUGUAUCUCAUUGCCUUUCCAACUAAGUUGGGGAAUUUACUCGAUGACGCAACAGCUGUAUAAAUUUAUAUGAUUUUAUUUGUAUAUAUAGCAAGAGAUCUCUACUUGUAUUUGCUGGAAUUUCGACUCUGUUUACUUCAAGAAAGAUAAUGUCAUAUAAACAUACUGGUGACUUGUUCAAUAAGGAAGUAUGCUAUUCAGAAAGUUUGAUUUGUUCUGCGUGAGUUCAUAGUACAAAAAUAUCUUUGCAUCUUCUUGUCAAGGUGUUAUUUAAAUGCAGUUGUGUGUGAUUUUUAUUUACAUAAAUGUAUUAGAAACUAUACUAAUAGACAGUUGAACCAGUAGAAUAAACUGCUGAAAAUGAA